Penicillium soppii is the source of this 522-nucleotide messenger RNA. Its product is annotated as FMN-binding negative transcriptional regulator. NCBI's taxonomy places the organism in Eukaryota, Fungi, Ascomycota, Eurotiomycetes, Eurotiales, Aspergillaceae. The record is from RefSeq and is a predicted model, not a curated record. Bases 1 to 522 code for a protein of 173 amino acids. The transcript has a single exon.
AUGUCUCCUAGCUAUCCAUUCCUUCAAACGAGCCAUAUCCCAUGGAUUGUCGAUGUGGCCGACGAGUCCAGUGAAUCUGAGCUUGGUGUCCUUCUGGGUCAUAUGGCCAGACAGAAUCCUCAGGCGAAAUCCAUGAUAGAGUCUGCCAAGUGUGCCAUGCCUGAUGGGACUCAAGGUGGUGUGCAACUUGACAAUGAGGUGCUGGUUCUGUUCACAGCACAAGCUCAUCACUAUGUGACGCCUAAAUUUUAUACUGAAACGAAGCCAGCGACCGGCAAAGUUGUACCGACAUGGAACUACUCUGCCGUACAAGCGUACAGCAAGGCCAGUAUCUUUUUCGACAAUAGCGUCACGUCAACGGAGUACCUAUCUCGACAGAUACAUGAUCUCCCCCAGCAUGCGGAGACGUCAAUUAUGGGAUACGAUGUGGUGAAGAAACAAGUGCCUUGGAAAGUAUACGAUGCUCCAGAUCGCUACAUCGCUUUACUACAGAAGAACAUCAGCAGUGCUCAUUUAUCCUGA